Venturia canescens is the source of this 2780-nucleotide messenger RNA. RefSeq names its product insulin-like growth factor-binding protein complex acid labile subunit. Gene Ontology annotation, molecular function: protein binding. NCBI's taxonomy places the organism in Eukaryota, Metazoa, Arthropoda, Insecta, Hymenoptera, Ichneumonidae. The transcript has 5 exons. The record is from RefSeq and is a predicted model, not a curated record. Bases 852 to 2780 code for a protein of 642 amino acids.
UUCGAACGAGACGGAUCUUGGCACGUUUCACGUAACAGCCGAAAAAAACUAUACAAAAUUGAGAGAUAAAAAAUCGACGCUCUUUUAAGUGGACGCGUUAGAAGCUCGUUUAACGCUCGGCUUUUUUUCUUAUCGAAACGAAAAGAUAAAUAAAUCACUCGAAUUAUUAAUAGUGUGACUUGAGUACUAUACUAAUAUUUUCAGUGUUUGACAAACGGUCGAGUGUUAAAAAAGUGAUGGGGAAUUAGGGCUAUUGACGAGUCUUCCCCGAGUCCCUUGGAUCCUUUUUUGUUUGCUUUUAAUGAAUUCCACCAGGGUGUUGAGCAAUAUUUGCAAGUAAAAAUAUCGACAAUGAUAACACGAGAGGAAUUGGCGAGGGACUAGAAGCCGCGCUUCAAUUAACUCGCUGUCAAUAAUUGCAGCGAAUUCCACUAACAAACCUCGUUGGUGUCAGUCACUCGUAACAACAUUACGAAUAAUAAUAGAUUGGAGUGUUGUGUGCGAAUACGAAUGAAAUUAGCAACUAGAAAAUUCGAUGACUCUCGGUGGCAUAGCGCGAUGCUCCGAUAUGAUUCUCGACAAAUUAAUCCUCGCGAUUAGCCGCAGCCCGUCAGCGGAAAUAUAACGUUCACUGUAAGCCAGCCCUCCCACGGCUCUGUGAUUCAUCCUGUGAUUUGUUAUCAGUGAUACUCUCUUCGUUAACGGCUCAUUGUUUUUCGUUGCUUCGGUUCUUACUCAGUGUUUUUCCAAAAUCAAAAUUUCCACCCGUCAUUUUUCCUGUCCAGCGAAAAUAUCACCACUUUUCCUCCUCUUUUCUCAACGGCGAACGGGAUAAAAUAAUAUUUGUUAUUAUGGAUGGGCCAAGCAGUCUGGAGACGAAGACUUGCGCAAUGAAGGAUACGAAAGUAACGAGGGUCAGAAAAACAUCGAAAUCGAUUCAGAGUCAUCGAACGAGUCGCGAUAACGUACUGGCCGAAGACUGCGAUCACGAAAUGAAUACAAGCACAAUUCUGGAAUCGAGGAGGAGGAGGGACAGUGAAAGCCAUCAAAUGAGCUUGGGAGGAAUAGUGGGGAGUACAAGGGGAGCCUCGAGAUUGAUGUUCCUGCUGGUGACAGCGUCAAUAUUCAGCGUGGGCAGGACAGGAUUUUGCCCGACUACUUGCACGUGCGACGACGAGACCCUCGUCGUAAAUUGUCUACACGGGAACCUCAACGUUAUACCUAUCGCGUUAAAUCCGAGUAUCCAACGGAUAGUGCUGAAAGAGAAUCGUAUAAGGGUCGUGGAGGCAGCUGCCUUUCAGUUCUACGGUGAUCUCAAAAACGUCGAUCUAUCGGACAAUCAUUUGGUUACGAUACCCGACGGCAGUUUCGAAGCACAGAAGCAACUCGUUGAGCUCGAUCUGAAGCACAAUCAGAUAUCGAACUUGACGAUACGUACUUUUACGGGUCUCAAGUCACUGACCAUACUGAAUUUACGUGGCAAUUAUCUUGAGGAAUUGAAGAGCGGUCUUUUCGCCUCUCUGACGAAAUUGGAGGAGCUCGAUCUUGGCAAAAAUCGUAUAUCGAAGGUUGAGCCAGGAGCGUUUCAGAAAUUGGGAGCUCUGAGGGUCCUCUAUCUCGACGACAAUCAAUUGAUGGCCGUACCCUCAACGGCUUUAUCACCUUUAAACGCUCUCGCUGAAUUGCACGUGAGUUUCAACGUCAUAUCUUCGUUGCCGGACGACGCUUUCAACGGCCUCGAGCGUCUCGCUGUUCUCGAUCUUGCAAGCGUUUCCCUCGACAACGUGAGCGACGGUGCCUUCCGUGGUUUGAACUCCCUCAGAACGUUGAAUCUCGGUGCGAACAAUUUGCGCGAAGUGCCGACCCGGCAAUUGGCUGUUUUGUCGCGUUUGGAGGAGCUGACCCUCGGCUUGAACUCGUUCGCAGUAUUGCGUGGAGGGGCCUUUCAGGGAUUGACCAAUUUGAAGAAGCUCGACGUAUCGGCAGCGAAGCUACUGACCACCGUCGAAAGAGGAGCUUUCGCGGACAACGGAAAUCUCGAGACUCUUAUACUGAAAAGCAACAAACGUCUGACGACCAUAGAAGACGGGGCUCUCAGCGGAUUGCCAAAUUUACGACAUCUCAUAAUGCCCGGUAACGCUUUUAAAACUUUUUCCGCAUCGCUCGUUGCCUGGGGCGAGAUGAGACGUUUGGACUUGAGCAACAACCCUCUUUCGUGCGAGUGUGGCCUCUUGUGGUUAUCGGAGGUUCUCGUCCCUCGUAAUUCCAGUCCAAUUUGCGCAGAGCCACCGGAAUCACGUGGAAAACCAAUAAGAGGUAUGACACCGGAUGAGUUGGGAUGCGCAUUUUCUGAUCCACGAAAGCAGGCUCUGUUGGCGACCCUUUGCGCUGCCGGGCUCGCACUUUUCGCCGGUCUCGCUCUUAUCCUUUACUACAGAUGCCGUAAGCGCGUGAGAGAUGCGCUGAAGGAUUACAAAUGGAAAAAUCGUGCGAUAUCGAGAAAGGAGCACGAGUAUCAAAAGACCUUUUCCGACGACGAGUACAUCGUUCGCGCGGCUCAUGCGCCGCACCAUCACCACCAUCACCACCAUCAUCAACAGCAGCACCAGCAGCAGCAUCUCCAUCAUCACCAUCAGCAACAGUUGCAGCAUCAUCAGCAGCACUUGCAACAACAGCAACAACUGCAGCAGCAGCAGCAGCAGCAGCAACAGCAGCAACAGCAGCAGCUCGGCUCGUCGGUAACGACAGGCAUAAAGCCGAUACCGGUGACGGAACUGUAG